AUGGGUCAAGCUACAAGUGGUCUAACUGGUUCUAGUAGUCAGAUUCUAGAAUCAUUCACCAAGAGUGAAUGUAAGGAAUUAUUCAAUGCUCGAUGUGUGCUAUUGUUCAGACCUAUUGAGUUGCAAACCAUUGCCUCAAAAUUAAAUAUCACCAAUAUUAAAGAAAAGAACAUCAUAACUACCAGUGACCUUGCUUAUCUUUGUCAAUUAUCAAAUGAUAAGAAUGAAGAUAAUUCAAGUGUAAGUCCUCAAUUCAAAUGUGUGUUGAAUCUUUUAUAUAACUCAUUUCAAGUUAUAGGGAAAUUCCCCUUUAUUCAAGAUUAUGAAAUAGGUAAGAUGAAUGGUUUAUCGAUUGAGGAAUUGUUAGUGGCAUGCAUAUUCCAUAGUGGAAGAUAUAAGAAAAUAUUCAAUAAAGAGUUUGAUUAUGUUAAACUUUUGUUUAUUUCAUUGGCUUUAGGAGAUAGUGAAGAAGAACCCACCCCUAUAACGAAACCAGAAUAUAUAGAGAAUGUCAUCCCACCAGGUGAAUUAGAACCUUAUAGUUUGGAAUUACACGAUCCAUUCCUUGAUGAUGAUCCUAUUAAUGUCAGAACUAGAAAAAUCAAGUGGGAUACUUUCAAAUUGAUUGAUAAUUUUGAUGAUGUGGAUGUGGAAUCAUUAUCUAUAAAUGCUCAUAGUUUACUUGAAUUGAUAACGUUAUUCCUAAUUAUUAACUCCAUUCCAAAGAUGAAUCAUGAUAAGAUGUAUGAUCAAUUGAACGAAGGUAUCAGAGAGAGGUGGCAAGAGUUUGAGAAUAAUGCUUUAUUCUUAUUAAGAUAUUUCAAAUUAAAUAUUACGAAUCAAAAUGUUAAAACUGAAACUAUAAAUUUCAUUGAAUUCAAACAUACCAUUGAUAAUCUCUUACCAAAAUUCUUUAAUGAAGGGUUUACUAUGUUAUUCAAAUAUGGAUUCCUUUCUUCAUUAAUAUCGCAGAGAAGUAGAAAGAACUCUACUUCAAAUAAGGAAAAUGAGGAAGAAGAAGAAGCACCUCCAGAAACAACAAAAUCAAAGAAAUCUAUAUCGGCCAAAUUUGUUGAAACUAGACUUGUCAACUUACCCUCCUUAUCAUUAAUUGGUACAAUUUUGACUAAUCUAGGAUCUAAUAUCAAUAUUUCUAAUAAAAAUCUAGUCAAAUUAUACGCUGGGUCAGAAUCAGGAUUCUCAAUAAGAUCAUUAGAACUGAAAAUAUUCAAAUGGCAAGCUCCAACUUUACUUAUUGUCAGUGGCAAACGAUUAAAAAACAAAACUAUCACCAGUAAUAUGAGAUAUCAACAAUUUAAAUCUGAAUAUCCUCAAUUUUUCCGAUCUCUGGAAAAUUCGUUAAAGGAUUGGCAAACUGAAAAUGAUAAGAUCACUUAUGGUGUAUUAAUCUAUCAACCUUGGAGAAAUUCGAAUAAGAGGAAUUUUGGCGAUGAACAAAGUAUUAUUUUCUCUAUUCAACCUCGAGUAGAUGUUUACAAAAGUACUCAUAAUGCAAUUUUAAAGGGAGAACUGGUUUAUUUCAAUAAUCUUGGUUUAGGAUUAGGAUUUGGUAAUAAUCAACCCGUUAAUAAAAAUGGAGUCAAGAAAUUCUUACCAGGAGAAGUCUCUCUUACAAUUGAAGCAAAUUUAGAAUUCGCAGUAUUCAGACAUGUUUCAACUCUGUCAGCUCAUGCAGUUAGUUAUUUCCAGAAAUCAACUCAAGAACAAAUUGAAUUAACUGAUUUCGAAGAUCGAUUUAUGAUUACUGAUUUAGAAGUGUGGGGGGUUGGAUCAACUAAAGAAUUAGAAGAACAACGGAAACAAUGGCAAUGGGAAGAAAAACAAGCGGAAGCAAGACAAAGUGUUAAUCUUAGAAGUCUUGGAGAGGAAAGAGCAUUCUUGGAAAUGGUAGGGUUAGUAGGUAAUCAUAAUGCUAAUGGUGGUUCAGUUUAA
Molecule: messenger RNA, 1953 nt
Organism: Scheffersomyces coipomensis
Lineage: Eukaryota; Fungi; Ascomycota; Pichiomycetes; Serinales; Debaryomycetaceae
Product: TLD domain-containing protein
Exons: 1
Coding region: 1-1953 (650 amino acids)
Biological process (GO): response to oxidative stress
Cellular component (GO): nucleus
Source: RefSeq, a predicted model, not a curated record